CUACACUCUCCGCGAGCGCGCAGCGCAGCGGCGGGACUCGGACCUCGCUGGCCGGCAGCGCCAUGAGCCACAACUUGGACGCUGCGCGGAGCUUCCUGGAGCAGCUGGAGGCGCGAGGCGGCCGGGAGGCGGCGGUCCUCGCCGGCGAGUUCAGCGACAUCCGGGCCCGCUCAGCCGCCUGGAAGACCGAGGGAGUCUGCUCCACCGAGGCUGGCAGUCAGCCCGGGAACCUGAGGAAGAACCGCUACAAGGAUGUGCUGCCCUAUGACCAGACGCGAGCGAUCCUCUCCCUGCUCCAGGAGGAGGGACACGGAGACUACAUCAAUGGCAACUUCAUCCGGGGCGUGGACGGAAGUCCGGCGUACAUCGCCACGCAAGGGCCGCUGCCUCACACCCUGCUAGACUUCUGGCGCCUGGUUUGGGAGUUUCAGGUCAAGGUGAUCCUGAUGGCAUGUCGAGAGACGGAGCUUGGCCGGAAAAAGUGUGAGCGUUACUGGGCCCAAGAACAGGAGCCACUGACCAUCGGACCUUUCUACAUCACCUUGACGAGGCAGACGUUGCUGAAUCCUGACACCAUGCUCAGGACCCUUCAGGUCACAUUCCAGAAGGAAUCCCGUUCCGUGCACCAACUACAAUAUGCCUCCUGGCCAGACCGAGGGGUCCCCAGCAACCCUGAUGACGUGCUCGCUAUGGUGGAGGAAGCCCGGCACCUUCAGGGAUCUCACCCCGGCCCCCUCUGUGUCCACUGCAGUGCCGGCUGCGGGCGGACAGGCGUGCUGUGCACCGUGGAUUACGUCAGGCAGUUGCUCCUGACCCAGACCAUCCCUCCUAACUUCAGCCUCUUCGACGUGGUCCUUGAGAUGCGGAAGCAGCGUCCCGCGGCUGUGCAGACGGAGGAGCAGUACAGGUUCGUGUACCACACGGUGGCUCAGAUGUUCUGCUCAGCACUCCAGAACGCCAGCCCCCAAUUCGAGAACCUCAAGGAGAAUCGUGCCCCAGUCUACGACGACGCCCUCUCCCUCCGGACUUCCCCGGCCCUCCUUGCCAUAUCCCGCCCACUUGGAGGGGUCCUCAGGAGCAUCUCCUUGCCCGGGGCCCCCGCCCUCGCCAUGGCCGACACGUACGCGGUGGUGCAGAAGCGCGGGGCCCCCGCGGGCGCCGGGCCGGGGCCGGGAACGCUCAGCACCGAGGAGGCGCCGCUCUACAGCCAGGUGACACCGCGCGCCCGGCGACCCGGAGCUCAGUCGCAGGACGCGGGGGCCCGACCGGAGGACGCGCAGGGAACGCCGCCCGAGCGCGUUCCUGUCGACCAAGGCCCUGCCGGGCCGGGUGCCUACGAGGACGUGGCGGAUGGAGUUCAAACCGGUGGACUAGGUUGCCUACCUGUCCGCACUUCAGCUUCCCCGAGCUCCAGGGCCUCUCCCGCCCACCGUGCCCUUCCUCUCCCAGGCUUCAACCUGCGCAUCGGAAGGCCGAAAGGGCCGAGGGACCCGCCUGCCGAGUGGGCUCGGGUGUGAAUGGAGCGGCCGCGCCUGCCUGCUGCUUCGCGUCACAGACUGGACUGCGACGGCCGUUGCUCUGCGAUGGGAAGCGCUGGGAAUUGAGACCAUGGGCUUGGAUCAAAAUAAAAGUUUCUCAGGGUGUGAAA
This is a messenger RNA of Choloepus didactylus (southern two-toed sloth), 1648 nucleotides long. RefSeq names its product protein tyrosine phosphatase non-receptor type 18 (gene PTPN18). Gene Ontology annotation, biological process: peptidyl-tyrosine dephosphorylation. Gene Ontology annotation, cellular component: cytoplasm; nucleus. Lineage: Eukaryota; Metazoa; Chordata; Mammalia; Pilosa; Megalonychidae. The coding region runs from base 63 to 1517 and encodes 484 amino acids. Gene Ontology annotation, molecular function: non-membrane spanning protein tyrosine phosphatase activity. The record is from RefSeq and is a predicted model, not a curated record. The transcript is spliced from 15 exons.